AGUCGUCCAAUCCCCACCCAAAAUGCCAUGUUAAGAGAUGUUGAGAAGGUAAUUAGAGCCUCCUCUCCCUGUGAUCCGCGUAGCCCAACCCAUAAUUAAAUCAUUUGACAUUAAAAUGCCAUAUAUUAAAACCCAAAACCAAAUCUUUCCCUGCACCAGAUACAAGAAGAAGAAAAAGAAGAGAAGCAAGGAGAAGAACAGGAGGUGGAACUGGGAGAGGUGGAAGAGCUAAGAAUUUUUCUUCUUCUUCUUCUUCCUUUUCUUCUUCUCUUGUUUUAACAUGGGCGGCCAGGUCUCUAAACAGGUGCAGAGGCGGAAGGCGGUCUCGACCGAGACAAAAACUCUUUGCGAUCUUCGUCAGAAUUGUGGCUGUGAAUUCCCUGGUUUUGAUUAUCGUCCUCCUGACAGGAAAAAUUGGAUGGCCGGCCUUGACCCAGAAAAGGUUCAUGUGAAUAAGAUAGUGUGGCCUGGCACUCAUGAUUCUGCUACCAAUAAGAUUGGAAUUAGAUGCAUCAGUCGCCCAUUUGCUCAAUGCCAAUCAUUGUCCAUCUACCACCAGCUAGUAAGAGGCGCCCGAGUUCUCGAUGUCCGAGUUCAGGAGGAUCGCAGGAUCUGCCAUGGAAUUCUCUUGACAUACAGCAUCGACGUUGUCAUCAAAGAUAUCAGGAAGUUUUUAUCAGAGACGCAGUCGGAGAUUAUAAUUCUUGAGAUCCGCACUGAGUUUGGACACCAAGACCCGCCGGAGUUUGACAAGUACUUGGUGGAGCAACUCGGAGAGUUUCUGAUUCACCAGGAUGAUCAUGUGUUUGGGAAGACAAUUGCAGAACUUCUGCCGAAGAGAAUUAUAUGCGUUUGGAAGCCGAGAAAGUCACCUCAGCCCAAGCCAGGGAGCCCUCUGUGGAGUGCUGGGUAUUUGAAGGACAAUUGGAUCGACACAGAUUUGCCAUCGACGAAGUUCGAGAGUAAUCUGAAAAGUUUAGGGGAGCAGCAACCGCUUGUGUCGAGGAAAUACUUCUACAGGGUGGAGAACACCGUCACACCGCAAGCAGAUAACCCGAUUGUGUGUGUGAAGCCUGUGACGGGGAGAAUCCAUGGAUACUCUAGGCUAUUUAUAACCCAAUGCUUCUCCAGGGGGUGUGCUGAUCGGUUGCAGAUCUUCUCGACGGACUUUAUAGAUGAGGAUUUUGUCGAUGCAUGUGUUGGGCUGACGCAUGCCCGGAUUGAAGGGAAGGCCUGAGAACCAUUAUGGUUGUUCAAUUUUCUUCUUCUUCUUCUUCUUCUUCUUCUUCUUCUUCUUCUUCUUCUUCUCCUCGUUGGGUGAAUCAUAAUUCUCCACAUUAAAGUCAAUGAUGAUUCUUCUUCUUCUUCUUCUCUGGUUGUUGUUAAUGGAACCAGUUGUGGUUUUUUGUUUGGAAGUCAAUAAUUUUUGCUUGUGAAAUAAAAUGUACAAAGGGUUGCGCAAUGUAAAUUGAUCAGAUAUUGGUGUGAGGAUGACACGGAGGAUUUGGUUUGAACCAGUCUUGUGGCUAUGCAAGAAUCCGUAUAUGUUUCUUCUAUACUUCUGGCUUCAACUUCCUCAGAUGUUUGGGUAUGAGGUAUCAAAAUUGUAUUGGGUCUCGUCCAAAUGCAUAGAAGUUGAAAUUCGAGAUUUGAAAUUAUUAAUGAAGAUAUUGCAAUUGCUUGAGUUA
Messenger RNA from Malania oleifera, 1688 nucleotides. RefSeq lists its product as uncharacterized. Gene Ontology annotation, molecular function: phosphoric diester hydrolase activity. Lineage: Eukaryota; Viridiplantae; Streptophyta; Magnoliopsida; Santalales; Ximeniaceae. Bases 281 to 1237 code for a protein of 318 amino acids. Gene Ontology annotation, biological process: lipid metabolic process. The transcript has a single exon. The record is from RefSeq and is a predicted model, not a curated record.